GUUUUAUGGUAAUUUUUUUCAAUAAAAAGCUAAAUUUCCGCAAACCAAAUCAGUUAUCCAUCAUGUUGGGCCACAUUGUUUUUCUGGCCUCAUUGGGAUUCAUUUUUGGCGCACCUCAGGCAGACAAAGUGGCUCAAAGGAUCAAAAAUGGGAACAAUACUACAGAUCCUUCCGUUCUUCUGUUGAAACAAUCUCCCUCUAUAUGUACAGGGACCCUUAUAUCACCAGAGAUUAUUCUAACUGCGGCUCACUGCUUUAGACACGAAAAACAGCGAACUACUGUCAUAUAUGGAUGUUCCGAAUUAGACAGCGACGAGUGUGAAGAAGUAGAAGUGAUAUCUUACAUUACUCAUCCGGAAUAUGUUGACCCAAAUAUGGUAGGAACAGGAGUAAUAUUCAACGAUAUUGCAGUGGGAAAAUUGGCACGUCCGAUAGAUAAUGUAGUUCCGAAGAGCUUAGCAAAUCCUGAUCAAGAUGAUCCACCUAGAGGGAUGGUAACUCUUAAGGGAUGGGGUAAAACCGAACUAGGAAAGCCCGCAAACGUGCUGCAAACCAUAAGUCUACCUAUCAGUGAAAGUGGGGAUCUCGAUUGUUAUAAAUCUGAAGAGAAAAUUCUUGUCGAGCAAAUGCAUGGAUUUGACGGAAUUGCAACUGGAGAUUCUGGUGGACCUUUACUGAUUGGUGAUACCGUUUUUGGAGUAGCUUCAUCAGUAUUAUAUUGGUCACCAUAUGGUCAGGUGGAAGAAUACGGAGUAUAUAUGAGUGUGCAAUAUUACUUUAAGUUCAUCAAGGAUUCGAUGGAUAAAUUGCAAAGACAUAAAUGAAAAACGAAAUAUGCCUAAGGAUUGUAAGGGGUUGUUUGUAAUAAUAAACAGAAAUAUCAUGA
Molecule: messenger RNA, 886 nt
Organism: Coccinella septempunctata (seven-spotted ladybird)
Lineage: Eukaryota; Metazoa; Arthropoda; Insecta; Coleoptera; Coccinellidae
Product: mast cell protease 9-like
Exons: 3
Coding region: 6-824 (272 amino acids)
Biological process (GO): proteolysis
Molecular function (GO): serine-type endopeptidase activity
Source: RefSeq, a predicted model, not a curated record